Messenger RNA from Dujonia railenensis, 2262 nucleotides. Lineage: Eukaryota; Fungi; Ascomycota; Pichiomycetes; Serinales; Debaryomycetaceae. The record is from the annotation of a GenBank genome assembly.
AUGGAUAGCUAUAAACAAUUUGAAAUCAGAGAGGGGCUCGUCUUCCUCAUUGAGCUCUCUGCAGCCAUAUUUCAACCUGUCGAACAGCUUAAUUAUAAGUCACAAUUUCAAGAGAUACUUUCCUCCAUCAAUGAAUUGAUAUCGGAGUUAAUAAUCACUUCUCAUAAUACUGGAGUUGGCAUAUACCUCUACAAUUGCACCACUACUUCGGAGAAGUUCAAGCAAGACUCUACUAUUUACAGUAUAUUCUCGUUGAAUGACUUAAACAGUAAAAACAUGAAAUAUCUUAACGAUUUAAUCGACGAUGAUUCAAAUGGUAUUAAGCUGCUUGAAAAACAUUUCACUCCAAAUGAUAAGCCCGUUGAGAGUAUACCAGUUGUUUUAAAUACAAUUUUGAACGAGUUUAACUCUAAAUCACAUUAUAAUAACAAAAAGUUGAUAUGGGUGACAAAUAACGAUAAUCCCUAUAACGACGAUAAUACAAAGAGAAGACUUUGGAAGAUUAUCAACGAUUAUGAUGAAUACCGGAUUAACAUCAGUCCGAUACUUCUCGAUAAGUUUAGUGGUGGGGAAGUUGAAAAAUUUGAUAUGACGAAGUUUCAGAAUAUAUUCCUAAAUAGUGGUGGAAUAAAGCAGGAGGACGAGGUCAAAGAUGAAGAAAAUGAUGACGAUAGUGAGGUAGAUAGCUUGACCAAAUAUAUCAAUGAGCAAGUACGUAAAGCAAAGGUAAAGCAAGCUACUUUAUCUACAAAAAUUAGAGCCAUGAUUUUAAGAUUGAGAGAGAUUAGAAGAGUCCAAUUCAAUUGCGAUCUUAUCUUGUCUGAUGGUGGGGAUGUUGGUGGAAAUUUAGGAUGCUCCAUUAAAGGCUACACUAUGUAUAACCAUGAAAAACCAAGAAGGUAUGAGUCAAUGUACAAUAAAGACGAGGAGUCGAAAUUGGUGCAUGUAAAGACAAGGUAUGUGAAUGAAAAUACGAACGAAGAAAUUAACAAAGACGAGAGGGUAGAUGAUAAUGAAGCUGAUGAUGAUGAAGGUCCUACUAUUGGAGACAACAUAAAAAAGGGCUAUCCAAUAGGAGAUCUGAAUGUGUUAUACGUAAAUGACAGGCAAUUGAAAUAUUUGAAAAAUUAUACUUUCGACCAUACUCCCAAUAAAAAGCUUAAAGAGUUAGAAGGAAGUGCUGAAGAAGCUGCUGAAAAAGCUGAAAUAGAGGAUGAAGAAGCUGAUGAUCUUCUAGAUGAGAAUGCCCAUAAAGUAACUCUAUCGAAGGCACCGUAUCUAAAACUACUAGGGUUCCGCAGAAUUAACCUAUUCAACCCAUUCUUCAACACUUCUAAUCCAAUAUUCAUCACUCCAGAUUUAAAUAACGGGCUCAGAAGUAGCUCAUUAGAGGGUGGCUUCCAGAAUUCCUUCACAACAUUCUCAUCUUUAUACCAAUCGUGUGUAUCUCUUAAACGAUUUGCAGUUGUAUUUGGGUGUUUGAAAAAAAAUGCAAUUCCAAGCUUGUAUUGUCUUUACCCAACUAGAGUCGAUAAUUCCACGAAGUAUUUUGGAGGGAAAAAUCAUCGUCUGUUUGUUGACGAUUUUCCCCAGGGAUUCUUCCUCAUUAGACUUCCCUGGAUUGAAGAUAUUAGAUCGUUGCCAGAGUAUGUUUUGCGUAAAAAUGGCCAAUAUCUAUAUAAUACUGAAAAAUCUAGUGAUAAGAAUUUCCAAGAUUUGGUGAAACAAUACAAAUAUAUUUUCAAUGAGUUUGGAUUGUUACAUUACCAACCAGUGGACUUCCCAAAUCCGUCGUUGAACUUCUUCUACAAAAUUUUAAGAAUGCAUUUACUUCAAAUUGAAGACGACGAGAUGGAGUCUGAGUCUGAAGCUGAGAAUGGAAUUCUUCAGUUGAUCGAGAAUGACUCUACAGUUAAGAAAUUGGUUGAUUUGCAUAACUACAUUUAUGAAGUUGAUAGUAAGCUGGAUGCAUCUAGAGCUGAUUUGAUUAAAAAUUUAAAUAGUUCGUUGAACAGCAUAUCUAAUUCUGAAUCCAUCAGUGAGCAACCAAAGGAUACCAAGAGAGCAAAGAUUGAAAUCGAAUUGACUGAUGCUGAUGUUGUUACGGCGUGGAAGAGUGAUGGUUGGCAAAACUUUAAUGUAUCACAGUUGAGAGGAUUCAUUUCCAGGCAUAAACAGAUUGCAAAGGCUACUAAAAGGGCUGACAUGAUUGAUAAUAUAAAGGCGUUCUUAGAGAACAAAUUUGGUAGCAUAAAAAAGUAA